Messenger RNA from Parnassius mnemosyne (clouded apollo), 1293 nucleotides. NCBI's taxonomy places the organism in Eukaryota, Metazoa, Arthropoda, Insecta, Lepidoptera, Papilionidae. The record is from the annotation of a GenBank genome assembly.
AUGCUCGGAGUUUCUCUGCGUGAUAAACUUAGAAAUGAGGAUAUCCGCAGUAGAACUAGAGUAACCGACAUAGCCCAACGGAUUAGUAAGCUGAAGUGGCAGUGGGCCGGCCAUAUAGCUCGAAGAACCGACAACCGAUGGGGAAGAAAGGUUCUCGAGUGGCAGCCUCGUACCGGUAGGCGAAGUGUAGGGCGACCCCCCACGAGAUGGAGUGACGACCUGGUAAGGCAUGCAGGAAGUCGAUGGAUGCAGCAUGAGGGACGGCUUUCUACGGCGACGACUGAAGAUAACAACAGUGUUGUGCGGCGUAAGAUAGAGACUGCCAAAAGAGUGAUUUAUCAGCAGAUUCGGACAAGCUUAGACAUUGUGAUAUAUUUGUUGGAAAAAAUUGAACAUAUUUUGGAAUUUCCUGAUAAUAGGAACAAUUCCAUACCACCCAUAAAUCAAUUAUUAAUAGCUUUAAGAUAUUAUGCCACAGGCAAUCACUUGCUUGCUGUGGCUGAUAUGGGUGGUACUAGUUUGGCUACAUCCAGCCGGAUAGUAAAGAGAGUGUCUCAAGCAAUUGUUUCCCUACGUCGAGAAUUCAUUAUAUUUCCUGAUACAAACAGAGACCAAGACAGAGUUAAGAUAGACUUCUAUGAUAUAGCUAGAUUCCCUAAUGUACUAGGCUGUAUUGAUUGCACACAUGUAAAAAUUCAGUCACCAGGUGGAGAUGAUGCUGAACUAUUUAGAAACAGGAAAGGCUACAUGUCCAUAAAUGUCCAAACAAUUGCAUCAGCAAAGUUGUUGGUCCAGGAUGUUGUUGCACGCUGGCCAGGCUCUACACAUGACUCAGCAAUUUACCAAAAUAGCUAUAUUUAUAGAAAGUUUGAAAGAGGGGAGUAUGGAGACAGCCAUUUACUUGGGGAUAGUGGCUAUCCCUUAAAGCCUCAUCUCUUGACACCUUAUCUCAACCCUACAACAAGUGGAGAACGAAAAUAUAAUGAGGCCCACAUUAGAACACGAAAUGUGGUGGAACGGCAAUAUGGUGUGCUAAAACGAAGGUUUCCAGUACUUGCGGUUGGAAUUCGUUUAGCUUUAAACAAUGCCAUUAAUGUCAUUAUAGCUUGCUGUAUCUUGCAUAAUAUAUGCAUAUUAAGAAAUGAGCAACAGCCUGUGAAUAAUGAUGAUGUGCCUAACCUGGAAGAGCUAAUUGCAAGGGGACAAAUAAAUAAUAUGGCAUUUUCUGACAGACCUUCUUUGUCAUAUGGAUUUCGCAGAAAUCAAAUUACACAAUAUUUUGAUAAUUUAUAA